AUGGAGAUUCCUGCCGAGAUUGAACUGCCCAAACCACCUGUAGUACCGCCCAAGACACUACGCGACAGAUUCACACAUCGGCUUCCGACAUAUACUGGACCCUACAAUGUUGGUUAUAUGGACAUUGAAGUCCCAGCCCGAGACCCCCGGCCAGUCUCUGAACUGAAACGACACGGAAAGCCUGUCAUUCGUCUGGACACCGUCCUGAUGGGCAUCUACUAUCCUUCCGAGCUGCGGAACGACCUUAAGACGCCAGAUGGUCGAAAUACCCUCCACCGAGUGAAUUGGAUGCCCCGGCCACGGAUAGCUACGGCUAAGGGCUAUGCCAAAUGGAUGAAUUUGCCUUGGCUCCCAGUAGCUGGUUAUCUUGCCUCUACUUCUCUCUUCACCAAACUACCCGCGUUUCGAAAUGCCAAGGUUGCAGACUAUUGGCCCGAUCAUAAGAGGAGCAGCGAAGACUCCAAGCGGGGAGAAGAUCCAAAACACAACGACAAACCAGAUACCGACAAGCCAGACACCGACAAGCCAGACACCGACAAGCCAGACACCGACAAGCCAGACACCGACAAGCCCACGUUUCCUGUCAUAAUAUUCUCCCAUGGGCUGGGAGGCUCAAGAUUAUGUUAUAGUACGAUAUGCGGAGAGCUUGCUAGUUUGGGUUUUGUGGUUGUAGCUGUGGAACACAGAGAUGGAAGUGGCGCGCGCACACAUGUCAGCUUGCCGGGCGAUAUCGAGGCCAACGAGAUAGAAUCCUCGACGGCCGUUCUUUACAACCACAGCGACGACACAUCGCCGGGUGGGGAGCGCAAGCAUGUUCGGAGGCGAAGGAAGAAGGAGUUGAACCCAUAUUAUGUUGUCGACUACAUCUUACCUAAGGACAAUGCUCAAGACACAGCACCUCACAACCCCCGAGGGGUAGACCGGAAGCUGCGGUCAGCUCAGAUCCAACUCCGCCUUGAGGAGAUCAAGGAGGCGUUCCACGUUCUUGGGAUGAUAAAUGGAGGGCAAGGAGACGAAGUCGCAGCCAUGAACCUUCGGAAAAAGGGAAAUAUCGGAUCGAGUUCGAUAGGGCUGACUGGUGUUGAGUGGGACACCUGGAAGGACCGAAUGUUCCUCGAGAAUGUCACAGUCAUGGGCCAUUCCUUUGGUGGCGCAACAACUGUCCAAGUACUUCGGGAUGACUCACUGUCAUGGGUUGGACAAGGCAUAGUCCUUGAUAUUUGGGGCCAAGGGACCCCACCGGGAGGAGAAACGCCGAAUAAUACGGUCAAAAAGCCUCUACUCUCCAUUUCAUCCGAGGCAUUCAUGCAUUGGAAAGCGAACUUUGAGCGAGUUGUGGACAUCUGUAAUGAGACUCGUGGAUCCGGUGCCCUCUGCUGGAUGAUGACUAUUGUUGGCUCAACGCAUCUGACAAUGUCUGAUUUUGCUAUCCUCUACCCUCACUGGAUGUCUCUUUUUACAAAGACAAUGGUCAACCCGAUUCGGGCUCUAUUUCUUUGCGUCUCACCAUCACUUGAAUUUCUCAAAAUCGUGCUUCCCUCAGAGCAGACAGAGAAUACCGCCUGGCCUAAUGAUGAGAAGCUCCUCAUCUCGGAAGACCCUCCAUCGGAACCAGAAGAGGUAUUAUUGCCAGAUCAUGCUCCUGAACACAAGUGGGUAGCCAUGAGGCUGCGAAUCCAGAAUGAGUUCUGGGUGAGGCUCCGGGCAUGGUGUCGAGUUCUCAAACGUAGGAUACUCCGUCAGGUUUCUAGUGAAGCUGAAUUUAUUAAAGGCCUCCAAGACUUAAGCGCGCACACGGAAGAGAUGUGGACUCAUAUUUGUCCUAGCCCUGGGGAUGUCGAGCGAUAUUCAGGGCGAGCAAAGUCCUGA
Clonostachys byssicola is the source of this 1869-nucleotide messenger RNA. Lineage: Eukaryota; Fungi; Ascomycota; Sordariomycetes; Hypocreales; Bionectriaceae. The record is from the annotation of a GenBank genome assembly.